Wasmannia auropunctata (little fire ant) is the source of this 1055-nucleotide messenger RNA. Its product is annotated as DNA repair protein XRCC3-like. Gene Ontology annotation, cellular component: replication fork; Rad51C-XRCC3 complex. Lineage: Eukaryota; Metazoa; Arthropoda; Insecta; Hymenoptera; Formicidae. The transcript has 5 exons. The coding region runs from base 240 to 998 and encodes 252 amino acids. Gene Ontology annotation, biological process: telomere maintenance via recombination; resolution of mitotic recombination intermediates; t-circle formation. Gene Ontology annotation, molecular function: ATP hydrolysis activity; ATP-dependent DNA damage sensor activity; four-way junction DNA binding. The record is from RefSeq and is a predicted model, not a curated record.
ACGCGUCUAUUGUUUAGUACUUUUUUGCUUUAUUUUGUAAUUUAUUUCUUACUGUGGACAAAGAAUGGCGCCACAAUCGCGAGGAGCAUAAAGACUAUAAAGAAUACCAUCUGACAUUCGAUUUGCCAGAGCAUGCUCGGGAAUGUUGAGAUUCAAACUGUUUGUCCGAAAUUUCAAUUGUCAAACAAUGUAAAGAUUGUAUAUAUGAUACAACAAACGCAAGGAAAAUCAGCUUCGAAAUGGAAGAUCUGCUAGUGACGGAUGCAGCCUCUAUUGAGGAGAGAUUUUUGACAACCGGUUGCGCGAGGCUCGAUGCAAAACUCAAGGGCGGCAUACCUUGCAGGGGUAUCACGCAGAUUUACGGUGCCGCCGGCACCGGCAAGACGCAGUUGGCCCUGCAGUUGUGCCUCACCGUUCAAUUGCCGAUAACCGCGGGCGGUCUCGGAGCUGGUGCCAUAUACAUUUGCACAGAAACUGCUUUUCCCUCAAAACGCUUGCAGCAAUUGCUGGAGAACUCGGAGAUAGCUAAAACUCAUUCUGUGAAUGGGGAUGUGAUACUUGUGAGCCAUAUAGCUACCAAUGAGGAACUGGUGCAGUGCCUGCAACACAAAGUUCCAGUGCUGAUGAAUACUCGUAAAAUAGGAUUGUUAAUCAUCGACUCGAUAGCUGCUCCUUACAGAGUAGAGGACUGGAGAGAUGAGCUACAAGGCAAAACCAAGAGGAGCAUUGGAAGGCAGUUACACGAACUUUGUAAAAAUGACGACUUGUGCGUGAUUUGCAUUAACCAGGUUACCGCGGUUAUAGACGGUCACAGACUUAUUUCUGAAGACGCGGAUGAGCAACCAGCUUUAGGAUUCACAUGGUCGAGUAUGAUAACAACAUCUAUAUAUUUCUACAGAAGGAUCUCGCGAUACGCCUGCGUAAUGCUAGCCUCGCACUUGCCGAGAAUCGCUUUCCCAUUCGAGGUGACCGAAUCUGGUGUCAGGGCGACUGAGUAAAACCUACGAUAUUAUCUGAGUGUAAAUAAAUAAAUCUAAGUGUACGCUAAACAAAAA